AAAGACUUCACUUUGUUAGAUUCAUUUACAUUUGAUUUUCUGAUGCAAAAAUAAUCCUCAGUGGUACGUGGUCAGGGCUGGAGACAAGUGAGGCAUGAAACCACAGGACAUUUACUAACUGGACACCCUUUGAGGAGGAGGUGAACAGACAUGAUAACAAUGUUAACAACAUGCAUGGUUGGUUCCAAAAACUUUUUAAACGAAGACUGACUUUAUCAACACAUGAGGAAGAAGCCAGAGGGACGACUGUCAGCAGUGUACAACCAUCAACCUCAUUUACACCAUCACCAAGAAAGGCCCCCAUUGAGCCACAAGCCAUUUUGAACUCGCCACAGCGAUGGACACGGAAAUAUGACGUGUUGGUGUGUCACAGCCUUGUGGACAGCGAUACCGAAGAGGCCAUACGUCUGGUGUCCUUCCUGGAAAACUCCCCUCGUAGCCUCAGGUGCUUUUUAUGGCACAGGGAUACUUGUCCAGGAGGAGCAGUUUCCACAGAACUAUGCCAGGCUGUGCAGGACAGCCACAUCAGGGUACUCCUCAUCACUCCUCACUUCUUAGAAGACGACUGGUGCAAGUAUAUGAUGCACCAAAUUCUGGCAGAAGGGCCGAUGUCCAAUCAAAUGAUUCCUCUGCUUCAGGGCUUGUUGUUUUCUCAGUACCCUAUGGAAAUAAAGUUUCUCUUCUACAUUGACCUGAGCUCUAACCGAGACAGAGGUUACGCUCUUGUCAAUAAAACUGUGUUACAGUAUCUGAGAAACCUAGUGAAAAAUGGGACGCCACUUGACUGCGACAGUAACAGCUCCAGUGGAUUAUGUGGGGAAUGCAGCAAAGAAGAAGGCGGUGGGACCUCCAAAAUACAAGACUUUGAGAAAAGUGGAGGUGACGGAGAACAGAACGGGUCAUCUUAGCAAGAACUAAAGCAACACCAAGAGACUAAAUAAGUACUGAAGUACAGAAAUUAAGGAAACAAGUACUGAAAUUAAGGAAACUGAAAAAUAUGUCAGUCAUUGUGACUUUAGUUUUUUCCAAAUGUUGUAAGAACGGUAAACGGUCAACACAGGGUGAAGGAAGGAUGUUCUCAAAGUGAACUGAGUAUUUUUAACUCCAAGAAGCACUGAGGCAUAUUUCCUGUUUCAGAUCUACAGAAGUUCUGGCUCAACUAGUUUAACUGCAAUUCCACUAAAUGUUUUUAAUAAGCAUUUGUAAGUACAGUCUAAUGUUUACAUCCCAUAAUUCAGUUAAAUUGCAGUUUACAACUCGAUACUGUGGGAGUACAGACCUUUGCCAAGGGCAAUAACCCAAUGUUCUUCUUCUUCCACAGUAUUAUCAAACCAUACAUAUUGAUCUACAUUUUCCUCUUUUUUUUAUCCGUUGGUGUAACUGUCGUAUCAACAGUCAUAGUUUUAUUUACUUACAUUGUAUUUUACAGCUGUCCACUGUUAAAGAAAGAAAAAAAACAUUUCCAGUCACUGUCCUUUGUAUUGAUCUGCUCCAAAUUGAAGAGGUUUAUACUUUUCCUACUUUUCCACCAAGUUUAAUAAAAAUCUGUGCAGUUUUUACAAAAUCCUGCUGUCAGACAUGUCGACAGGGACAUUAAUAUGAGUAAAGUGGUGCUGUCUAAAGAUCACCUCGCCUCUUUACAAAACAAAUGGUGCCAGGCAUAACAAACCACGCGCCUUGCACGUAUU
Molecule: messenger RNA, 1688 nt
Organism: Sphaeramia orbicularis (orbiculate cardinalfish)
Lineage: Eukaryota; Metazoa; Chordata; Actinopteri; Kurtiformes; Apogonidae
Gene: tirap
Product: toll-interleukin 1 receptor (TIR) domain containing adaptor protein
Exons: 3
Coding region: 171-908 (245 amino acids)
Biological process (GO): positive regulation of canonical NF-kappaB signal transduction; positive regulation of tumor necrosis factor production; positive regulation of chemokine (C-X-C motif) ligand 2 production
Cellular component (GO): cytoplasm; plasma membrane
Molecular function (GO): Toll-like receptor 2 binding; Toll-like receptor 4 binding
Source: RefSeq, a predicted model, not a curated record